Striga hermonthica is the source of this 3519-nucleotide messenger RNA. NCBI's taxonomy places the organism in Eukaryota, Viridiplantae, Streptophyta, Magnoliopsida, Lamiales, Orobanchaceae. The record is from the annotation of a GenBank genome assembly.
AUGUCGAAUCCAGCUGGCUCCAGAUUCCGCGGCAACAGUCUCGGGUUGCCGUCUGUAUCCCGGUACCGGGUGGCCCACAUGCCUUCUUCUUCGGGCAUGUUCGAAACCCUAUCCGAAUCUGAUAUGGACACAUCCGAUUCGGAGGGGGAUCGUUAUGGCACACGGUACUCUCCUGAGGCCUCACCACAGGACGAUAAAAUUCCCAACGGUGUGUCCAGACACAGUGUGGGCCCCAACACAUACAGCAGUGAUGCCAGCAACAACCAAGGCACCUAUUUGGAAAGGCUUAGAGGAGGACAGGUGGCGCCUGGGUUUUCUUCCGCUGCUCGCCGUGAUUAUGCCUAUGAAGAUGAUUCAUCUGAUUCUGUCACGAGCUCGGAAGUGAACUCCACACCACCCAGGGGUAAUAACAAUAUUUUACCCGAGAGAAGGAACUUCAAUCCGGGGGCUGAUUCGUCUAGUGCCAGCAGGGAUCGUACGAGAGGGGGGCAGCAAAUCAAAUUCUCUGAUGAUGAUAUUCCGAGUGCGCCUCCACUAGCUGGCUCUUAUCAGAAUUUAAACGAAUUUUCUGGAAAAAGUGCUACUGAUAUUACCCCUCGAUUGGCAAAGUCCGAAGGCUCUGCUGAUGGGAUUGAACCUAACAAGUGCAGAAGCUCAAAGUCAGAAGUCGAAGCUUGUGAAAUAUCUGCUAGGUACAUACGUGGAUGUGCAUCUUCGAGUUCUUUGCCUGCUCGGUACCCUACGUUUCAUGCGAGUGGGCUUGGUUAUUGGUACUCUGUCCUCUCAUACGAUGCUUGUGUCCGCCUCUGUCUCCACUCCUGGGCAAAGGGUUGUAUGGAAGCUCCUCCAUUUUUGGAAAGCGAAUGUGCUCUAUUGAGGGAAGCAUUUGGGUUGAAACACGUGUUAUUGCAAUCAGAGGAGGAACUCAUGAAGAAGAAUUCUUCAGAUCUUGUCGGUGAAGGAGCUUAUGUGAAGAGUAAGAAAACCAUUGGGAAAAUUAAAGUGCAAGUUCGUAAAGUGAGAAUGGGUGUGGAGCCACCCACAGGUUGCUCAUUCACAUCAAUAAAAUCUUCAUCUAUGGUAAAGUUGGAAUCACUUCAGCUCCGGUUAUCAAAUAUGAAAUCUAUUGUGACGGCUGAGAGGAAGGCCUUACGGAGAGAUCGUAUAAUCCCCGUAAUGACUGUCAAUGGCUCUUUGUUACCGCAAAAGAUGGCAUACAUAAUUGUUGGGACACGUAGAUACUUGAAAGAAGUACCUGAGCUUAUCAAGAUCGGUUUUAGUGCUUGGCGUAGCACUUCAGCAUCCUAUGAAGUUGUGCAAGAAUCAUAUUCAUGCUUGUUGAGAUUAAAGAGCUCACCUGAGGAGGAUGCAGCAAGAAUGCAGCCAGGAUCUGGUGAAUCCCGCUUAUUCUUGCCUGAUGGAUUUGGAGAUGAUCUUAUCAUCGAAGUUCAUGAUUCGAAAGGAAAAUAUUGUGGGCAAGCUCUAGUUCAGGUUGCUGAUAUUGCUGACGAAUCGGGGGAGAAGCCUCGCCAGUGUCUUAUAUAUAGGGAACCUGAUCAUGAACAAAUUGGAAAAAUACAGUUGAGCAUAAGCUAUUCAACGACUCAUGAUGAAAAUAAUCACAAGUGUGCAUCUGUGGCGGAGACCACUGCAUACGAUUGUGUGUUAGAGACUGCAAUGAAAGUUCAACAGUUUCAGCAAAGAAACUUGUUGCUACAUGGCGCUUGGAAGUGGUUGGUCACCGAAUUUGCAUCUUAUUUUGGAGUUUCAGAUGCAUAUACAAAGCUCAGGUAUCUUUCGUAUGUGAUGGAUGUCGCCACACCAACUGCAGAUUGCCUAGAUUUGGUGCAUGAUUUAUUACAACCAGUGAUAAUCAAAGGCAAAAAUAAGCAGAGCUUAAGUCACCAGGAGGUCCGUCUACUGGGAGAGGUGUCUGAACAAAUCGAGCAGAUACUCACUUUAGUUUUUGAAAACUACAAGUCGUUGGACGAGUCUGCCCCCUCAGGAAUUGUUGACGUGUUUGGGCCUGCUACGGGGGAGGCUGCCCCUGCCCUUGCUCCUGCUUUGAAGCUUUACAAACUUCUGUAUGACAUUCUCUCGCCUGAAGUGCAGCUCAAAUUGUGCAGAUAUUUUCAGAAUGCAACAAGGAAAAGGUCUCGAAGGCACCUUUCCGAAACGGACGAAUUCGUCUCCAACAAUAAUGAAAACAUGUUGUUGGAUCCAGUGGCGCUUUCUACAGCGUACAAGAAGAUGAAGACCCUCUGCCUCAAUAUACGAAAUGAGAUUUUGACCGACAUCGAGAUUCAUAAGCAGGAUCUUCUUCCUAGUUUUAUGGAUCUCCCGAACCUGUCGUCGUCUAUCUAUAGCACAGAACUGUACAGCAGAUUACGGGCCUUCCUCGUCUCAUGCCCUCCUGCCGGGCCAUCACCACCUGUUGUAGAACUCGUGAUGGCCACCGCUGAUUUUCAGAGGGACCUCUCUUUGUGGGACGUCAGUUACAUAAAAGGUGGGGUCGAUGCGAAAGAGCUGUUCCAGGUGUAUAUAACACUGUGGAUCCAAGAUAAGCGUCUCGGUUUAUUGGAGUUGUGUAAGCCUGACAGGGUCAAAUCUGCCGGUUUUGCCAGCCAGCAUUCGACGACUCCUUUCAUUGAUGAUAUCUAUGACCGGUUGAAGGAGACUCUAUUGGAAUAUGAUGUCAUUAUCAGCCGGUGGCCGGAAUACACUUUCGCUUUGGAAAAUGCCAUAGCAGAUGUUGAGAAGGCUGUAGUGGAAAGCCUGGAGAAACAGUAUGCGGAAACUUUGUCUCCUCUGAAAGAAAGCACGAUGCCAAUGAAAUUCGGUCUCAAAUAUAUGCAGAAAUUUGCCAAGGGAAAUCCAUCUCCUUACAAUGUCUCGACUGAGUUGGGAAUCGUCUUGAAUUCCAUGAAAAGGAUGCUCGAUAUUUUGCGUCCCCAAAUAGAAUCGAAGUUGAAGCAGUGGGGCUGUAGCAUGCCCGAGACUGGGAAUAUGGUUCCCGGAGAGCGGUUGAGUGAAGUAACUGUGAUGAUAAGAUCCAAAUUCAGAGCUUAUGUGCAGGCUGUUAUCGAGAAACUUGUCGAAAACACCAAAUUACAUAAUAUUACAAAGUUAAAGAAGAUAAUCCAAGACGCGAAGGAUAAUGUGAUCGAAUCUGAGUUGAGACGAAGGAUGCAACCUCUGAAAGAGCUGUUGGGUAGUGCCAUUGAUCAAUUGCACGUUGUGUUUGAAAGCCAAGUCUUUCUAAUAGUCUGCCGUAGUUUCUGGGACCGCAUGGGACAGGACGUGCUGAAGUUUCUAGAAGAUAGGAAGGAAAACAGAUCCUUAUACAAGGCCUCACGGAUUGCAGUGACUGUUUUGGACGACACAUUUGCUUCACAAAUGCAACAGUUGCUCGGCAAUGCUCUGCAGGAGACAGAUUUAGAACCUCCGAGAUGCAUCAUGGAAGUUCGUUCUAUGCUUUGCAAAGACGUCCCGAACAAGACCAACAAUUACUACUAUUAA